Miniopterus natalensis is the source of this 3123-nucleotide messenger RNA. The record is from RefSeq and is a predicted model, not a curated record. NCBI's taxonomy places the organism in Eukaryota, Metazoa, Chordata, Mammalia, Chiroptera, Miniopteridae.
UCUCCGGAAGAUUUGAGCCUUGCUGAACCUCCUGUGGACAAGCCCGCCGCCGAGGCCAGGACCAUCCCUUGGAUGCCGAGAGUCCGCUGGGGCCUGGACAUUCUGGGAAGACUGCAUCGCCAGGAGGUUUUGCCGGACGUUCCCGAACCACUCGUCUUUGCAGCUGUCUCCCCGUGACGAUGGCCGCGUGAGCACCUGCCAUGGCCAACCGUAAGCGCCAGAGCACUGCGAGCAGCAUGCUGGACCACAGGGCGCGCCCGGGCCCCGGGCCCCACGGCCAGGAGCCCGAGACCCAGGACCCAGAGCCGCCCCGGGAGGAGUACGCGCCCCAGCGCCUGGAGCUGGCCGCCCUGCGGCCCGAGAGCCCCCCGCCGCCCGAGCGGGGCUGCCACGACCACAGCCCCGACGGGGACUCCAGCUCCGAUUACGUGAACAACACGUCGGAGGAGGAAGACUAUGACGAGGGCCUCCCAGAGGAGGAGGAGGGUGUCACCUACUACAUCCGUUACUGCCCCGAGGACGACAGCUACCUGGAGGGCAUGGACUGCAACGGGGAGGGCUACCUGCCCCACGGCGCGCGCCACCUGGACACGGACGAGUGCCAGGAGGCCGUGGAGGAGUGGACGGACUCGGCAGGCCUGCACGCCCGCGGCCACGGGGACGACGGCGGCCCGGACUACCGGGACGGCCACCUCCCCAUCGCAGAGGACGAGGCCUCCGUCCUCGAGGCGCCGGACCAGGAGGAGGACAUUCGCUACUGUCCCAGCGAGGAGGGCUACCCGGACUACUACCCCCCGGAGGCGAACGGGAACGCGGACGGCGUGUCUCCCUACCGCCCGCGGCGUGGGGACGGCGACCUGGAGGAGCAGGAGGAAGACAUCGACCAGAUCGUGGCCGAGAUCAAGAUGAGCUUGAGUAUGACCAGCAUCGCCAGCGCCGGGGAGCCCAGCCCUGACCGCGGCCCCAGCAGACACGAGGGGCGGCCCAAGUCGCUCAACCUCCCUCCCGAGGCCAAGCUCCCCGGAGACCCCCAGAGAGGCUUCAAGACCAAGAGCAGGACUCCCGAGGAGAGGCCGAAGUGGGCCCAAGAGCAGGUCUGCAACGGUGUGGAGCAGCCGAGGAAGCAGCAGCGCUCCGAUCUCAAUGGGCCCGUCAAUAACAACAACAUCCCGGAGACAAAAAAGGUGGCCUCCUUUCCAAGUUUCGUGGCCGUUCCAGGGCCCUGUGAACCCGAGGACCUCAUUGAUGGCAUCAUCUUUGCCGCCAACUACUUGGGGUCCACCCAGCUGCUGUCGGAGCGGAACCCCUCCAAGAACAUCCGGAUGAUGCAGGCCCAGGAGGCCGUCAGCCGGGUCAAGAACUCCGAGGGGGACGCCCAGACGCUGACCGAAGUGGACCUGUUCAUCUCCACCCAGAGGAUCAAGGUGUUAAACGCGGACACACAGGAAACCAUGAUGGACCACGCCCUGCGCACUAUUUCCUACAUCGCGGACAUCGGGAACAUUGUGGUGCUCAUGGCCCGGCGGCGCAUGCCGCGGUCGGCCUCUCAGGACUGCAUCGAGACCACGCCGGGCGCCCAGGAGGGCAGGAAGCAAUACAAGAUGAUCUGCCACGUGUUCGAGUCCGAGGACGCGCAGCUGAUCGCGCAGUCCAUCGGCCAGGCCUUCAGCGUGGCCUACCAGGAGUUCCUGCAGGCGAACGGCAUCAACCCCGAGGACCUGAGCCAGAAGGAGUACAGCGACGUCAUCAGCACCCAGGAGCUGUACAACGACGACCUCAUCCACUUCUCCAACUCGGAGAACUGCAAGGAGCUGCAGCUGGAGAAGCACAAGGGUGAGAUCCUGGGCGUGGUGGUGGUGGAGUCGGGCUGGGGCUCCAUCCUGCCCACGGUGAUCCUGGCCAACAUGAUGAACGGGGGCCCCGCCGCCCGCUCGGGGAAGCUGAGCAUCGGGGACCAGAUCAUGUCCAUCAACGGCACCAGCCUGGUGGGGCUGCCCCUCGCCACCUGCCAGGGCAUCAUCAAGGGUCUGAAGAACCAGACGCAGGUGAAGCUCAACAUUGUCAGCUGCCCACCGGUCACCACGGUCCUCAUCAAGCGGCCAGACCUCAAGUACCAGCUGGGCUUCAGCGUGCAGAACGGAAUCAUCUGCAGCCUCAUGCGGGGAGGCAUCGCCGAGCGAGGGGGCGUCCGCGUGGGCCACCGCAUCAUCGAGAUCAACGGGCAGAGCGUGGUGGCCACGGCCCACGAGAAGAUCGUGCAGGCUCUGUCCAACUCGGUGGGAGAGAUCCACAUGAAAACCAUGCCCGCCGCCAUGUUCCGGCUCCUCACCGGCCAGGAGACCCCGCUGUACAUCUAGGACCCAGGACCGGAGCCCACGGCCCGCCAGGGACCCUGCAGGGCCCGUCUUUACAGAGGAGAGUCCCAGGAACAGUCCCCGUGGACAGUCGUGUUUGCUGCGUCCCGAUCUGUUCUCAUCGCGACUGACAAGGUGUGUGUGUACCUCUGUGGUGUGGUCGGUCCUCCCGUGGCCGCGGAGGGAGGCCCCCGACGGGCUGCUGGCGUCGCCGCGUCGUCCGAGGAAGUGCGCUGCCCGGCUCUCCCGUAAGCGAGGUUUGGGAGCACGACUGUGUUGGACUUUGAGAAGGAGCCGUUCCUGAGUUAAACACGGGCUGGUGGUCACAUCAAAUGCCAGUUACUUAGGAAACACCACUGUUGGACUUUUAAAGCCGUUCUUCAGACUCAAGGGCCUUCAGAUGACCCGUGACCACACCGGCUGCCCAUCGUCACCUGGGCACUCGCAUCCCCAAGACGAGGAGGGCAGCCUGGGCCGUGGCCCUCUACUGACAAUCCCUCUACACACGCGUGCUCCCCGCAGACACCUCGCCCCCGCACCCCCGGGGCCGGGCGCGGUCGCCGCGAGCAGCAGUGGGGUGUGUACAUAACUCCAGCGUAGUCUAGCCCAGCCCUAGAGCUCAGUUCCCCGACGCCUGCGUCUGGAAGCCCCCGGCCCAGGCCCUGAGAUACACUGUGAUAAGAAGCCUUACACGGAGUGACCUGUGUGUUGCAUGCAGCCGCCUUAGGAAGACUCGCGAUACCACUAAUAAACCCGACGUCACCACGAA